Seriola dumerili (greater amberjack) is the source of this 835-nucleotide messenger RNA. Its product is annotated as heme-binding protein 2-like. Gene Ontology annotation, cellular component: cytoplasm. Lineage: Eukaryota; Metazoa; Chordata; Actinopteri; Carangiformes; Carangidae. Bases 20 to 610 code for a protein of 196 amino acids. The transcript has 4 exons. The record is from RefSeq and is a predicted model, not a curated record.
AGCAGCAGGUGUGAGGAGAAUGGAACAGUCUCUGUCCGUGCUCAUAGUUCUGGUCCUGGUGUGGUCCUGCAGAGGCUGGGAGGCUCCAGACUUCUGUCAUCAGCAACAAUGUCCUCAGUACCAGGUGGUUGGUUCACAUCAGGGUUUUGAGGAGCGUCUGUAUGUUGCCACUGACUGGAUCACCACCAAGGUAGACAGCCCUGAGGACAGUGACGUGAUGGCUGCUUACUCCAGACUGAAGCAUUACUGCCAGAGACAGAAGGAAGCAGGUAAUGAGAUCCCCACUAACACCUGGCCGGCACUGAUCACUGUCUCAGAGGGUGAGAACGGUCCUGAUCUGUCAAUGUCCUGGUUUGUUCCGCCGGGUACGACAAAGCCUGAAAACACUGAUCCAUCAGUCACAGUGCAGAGUAGACCUGAGGCCACCGUCUACGUCAGGAUAUUUGCAGGAACACCAAGUAUCAGCAGCGGUGAAACCAACGCGAAGAUGCUCCAAGAAGCUUUGGACAAAGCUGGGAAAACCUUUGAUCCCCACACUUAUACUGGAGCUGGCUAUGACUCCUAUUUAUCUAUUACUCACCACAAUGAGAUCUGGAUCUACCCUGCCUGACGACAGCACACAUCAUCACCUGAACCAGUUCAUCAUAUGAUCACUGUUUUUUUCUGUAUCCUCUGAAGCAAGUUCCACUGUUUUAUUAGAAAGUUUGAAUUAGUUCAACUUUUACUUCUAAGAAAUGUGAGAAGUUCUACAUGUGUAGAUAUUUGAAGCUUUGUAUUCAACAAAUCUUUAAAAUGAAAAAUAAGCUUGAAUUUCUAUAAAAUCUCACUUUAAGAA